UCCGCGCCUGCUGGUUCCUCACUCCGGGGCGGGGCUCGCGGCAGCUCGCGGAGCACCGCGCCGGGCGGAGCCGAGUCCCAGGCGAGGAAGCCGGAAGCCGGGCGCGGGGAGCCUCCCGCUUCCACCGCCGCCCUGCUCGGCGCCUCCUGCGCGCCUGGGACCGCGGAGCCUUCCUGGGUUCUGUGCGCUCCCGCCAGGCCGGUGCCCCCCGCCCGGUGCCCGCCGCCUGCCGCCCGCCUGGGCCCCAAGCAGGUCCCAGGCCUCUGGCUAAUCCUGGCCGACGGUGGGGACGGGCAGUGCCAGGCACCGCUAGCGAGGCCCUUUGGGGACCCAGGGUGACCACGGCGCAGCCAUGGGGACCGCGCUUGUGUACCACGAGGACAUGACGGCCACCCGGCUGCUCUGGGACGACCCCGAGUGCGAGAUUGAGCGUCCUGAGCGCCUGACUGCAGCCCUGGACCGCCUGCGGAAGUGCGGCCUGGAACAGAGGUGUCUGCGGUUGUCAGCCCGCGCGGCCUCCGAAGAGGAACUGGGCCUGGUGCACAGCCCCGAGUACGUGUCCCUGGUCAGGGAGACCCAGGUCCUGGGCAAGGAGGAGCUGCAGGCGCUGUCUGGACAGUUUGAUGCCAUCUACUUCCACCCGAGUACCUUUCACUGUGCGAGGCUGGCCGUGGGGGCUGCACUGCAGCUGGUGGAUGCUGUGCUCACGGGAGUGGUGCAAAACGGGCUUGCCCUGGUGAGGCCACCUGGGCACCACAGCCAGAGGGCAGCUGCCAACGGGUUCUGCGUGUUCAACAAUGUGGCCAUAGCCGCUGCACAUGCCAAGCAGAAACACGGGCUGCACAGAAUCCUCAUCGUUGACUGGGAUGUGCACCAUGGCCAAGGCAUCCAGUAUCUCUUUGAGGAUGACCCCAGCGUCCUUUACUUCUCCUGGCACCGCUAUGAGCACGGGCGCUUCUGGCCUUUCCUGCGAGAGUCGGAUGCGGAUGCGGUGGGGCGGGGACAGGGCCUCGGCUUCACUGUCAACCUCCCCUGGAACCAGGUCGGGAUGGGAAACGCUGACUACGUGGCCGCCUUCCUGCACCUGCUGCUCCCACUGGCCUUUGAGUUUGAUCCUGAGCUGGUGCUGGUCUCGGCAGGAUUUGACUCAGCCAUCGGGGACCCUGAGGGGCAAAUGCAGGCCACACCAGAGUGCUUCGCCCACCUCACACAGCUGCUGCAGGUGCUGGCUGGUGGCCGGGUCUGUGCCGUGCUGGAGGGCGGCUACCACCUGGAGUCACUGGCGGAGUCGGUGUGCAUGACAGUGCGUACGCUGCUGGGCGACCCGGCUCCACCCCUGUCAGGGCCCAUGGUACCGUGUCAGAGUGCCCUGGAGUCCAUCCAGAGUGCCUGUGCCGCCCAGGCUCCGCACUGGAAGAGCCUCCAGCUGCAAGAUGUGACCCCUGUGCCGACGAGUCCCAGCACCCAUUCCCCAGAGGGGAGGCCUCCACCUCUGCUGCCUGGGGGUCUCAUGUGUAAGACGGCUGCAUCUGCACUGAGCUCCCUCUUGGACCAGCCAUGCCUCCACCCUGCACCUCCUCUCUGCCCAGCUGUUGCCCUUACAGCGCCAGAUAUCACAUUGGUCCUGCCCCCUGAUGUCACCCAACAGGAGGGGUCAGCCCUGAAUGAGGAGACAGAAGCCUGGGCCAGGCCACUCGAGUCCCUGGCCCAGGAUGAAACCCUCACUGCACUUGGAAAGCUCCUGUACCUCUUAGAUGGGAUGCUGGAUGGGCAGGUGAGCAGUGGUAUCGUAGCCACUCCACCCUUGGCCGCAGCAGCCACCUUGGAUGUGGCUAUUCAGAGAGGCCUGUCCCAUGGAGCUCAGAGGCCAGCUCUUCCUCCAGGCUGCUGUGUGUGGCCCUGGGACAGCUGGACCGGCCCCCAGAUCUCGCCCAUGACGGGUAGGACUCUCAGGUCUUGUAUCUGUCCAGCCAUGCAUGUGGAUGGGCAUGUGCCUGUGCCCCAGGGUGACGGGUGGGUGGGGCACUGUGUGGUCCUGAAUGGAGCCUUCCUCAUCUGGGUUCUGGAGGGCUGCUGGAGGCAAUGCCAGGUGGGUCUCCAGCAGAGGCUCGGCAGUCAUAGCAUCCCUGCCUGUGGCCUGUGGCCCGUGAAUACUCUUCCACCUCUGCCUUUGCUGCCUGGGCUUAGAGGGGUGAGCAGGGCCUUACGCUUAUGCAUGUGUCCUGGAAGGAGGAUUUUGUGGCUGAACAUCAGGGGCAAGGAGGCGGCUGCCCUAUCCAUGUUCCAGGUCUCCACACCACUGCCAGUGGUGACUGGUGGGUUCCUGAGCUGCAUCUUGGGCUUGGUGCUGCCCCUGGCCUAUGGCUUCCAGCCUGACCUGGUGUUGGUGGCCCUGGGGCCUGCCCAUGGCCUGCAGGGCCCCCACGCUGCACUUCUGACUUCAAUGCUUCGGGGGCCGGCAGGCGGCCGAGUCCUGGCCCUCCUGGAGGAGGACUCCACACCCCAGCUAGCCGGGAUCCUGGCCCGGGUGCUGCAUGGAGAGGCACCUCCUAGCCUAGGCCCUUACUCUGUGGCCUCCCCAGAGGACGCCCAGGCUCUGAGGUACCUGAGAGGGCAGCUGGAGCGUCAGUGGAAGAUGCUGCAGUGCCGUCCUCAGACCCGGUGACUCGGACCCCGGCCCACAGCUCCCGCCGCACCGGGGCACGGAGCCCCGCCCACUCCCACCCCUCCCACCUCUGCUCCCCCGCCUCGCCCCUCCCGGCCCGUGCGCCCCACCCUCGCUCCCAUCCCGGCCCCUGCGCCUCGCUGCGCUUCGCCCGCAGCCCUGAUGCAGUCAGUAAACAUCGGCCAAACG
Molecule: messenger RNA, 2854 nt
Organism: Sapajus apella (tufted capuchin)
Lineage: Eukaryota; Metazoa; Chordata; Mammalia; Primates; Cebidae
Gene: HDAC10
Product: histone deacetylase 10
Exons: 19
Coding region: 353-2665 (770 amino acids)
Biological process (GO): chromatin organization
Cellular component (GO): histone deacetylase complex
Molecular function (GO): histone deacetylase activity
Source: RefSeq, a predicted model, not a curated record